AUGCGUAUUCGUUUUCUUGUUUUCCUUUUUUUUAUCUAUGGAAUAAAUAGUCAUGGUCAACAUGGGAGUGAUAGCCAAAUUCCUACCGGUGAACAACCACAUAUAUCUCGAAAAAUGGAAGAUCAUGUAUAUGACAUAAACCAUAUUCGAAAAGAUCUUCAAGGUCAAAUAAAUAAACCAACAGAAGAUUUAACAGCGGAAGAAAAAAAAUUUUAUUAUUUUAAAUUACAUGAUACAAAUAGUGAUAACCGUUUAGAUGGUUUGGAAGUCGUAGCUGCAUUCAAUCAUGAACAUCAAGAUGAAGAUAUUUAUGAUUCUAGUAUAUAUGAACAAAAUAAUACACAAUCUGAACGUAUUGGUGAUGAAGAACUUAUGUAUCUUAUUGAUGAUAUAUUUAAAGAAGAAGAUCUUGAUCAUGAUGGAUAUAUUAGUUAUGAAGAAUUUAAACAUGCAUUAGAAAGUGAUAUAAUAACAGAAGAAUAA
Rotaria sordida is the source of this 483-nucleotide messenger RNA. Lineage: Eukaryota; Metazoa; Rotifera; Eurotatoria; Philodinida; Philodinidae. The record is from the annotation of a GenBank genome assembly.